Poecilia reticulata (guppy) is the source of this 600-nucleotide messenger RNA. Lineage: Eukaryota; Metazoa; Chordata; Actinopteri; Cyprinodontiformes; Poeciliidae. The record is from RefSeq and is a predicted model, not a curated record.
CUUUCUUUCUUAAUACUUUCAACAGAUAUGCAGACCAAGAUGCUUGACUUUGACCAGUUCCUCCCAAUUUACCAACAUAUCUGCAAAGCCAAGGACCGUGGAACGUUUGAAGACUUUGUUGAGGGUUUGAGGGUGUUUGACAAGGAGGGGAAUGGUACAGUGAUGGGCGCUGAGCUCAGACACGUGCUGGCAACCCUUGGUGAGAAGAUGAGGGAGAAUGAAGUGGAGCAGCUGAUGCAAAACCAAGAAGACGCUAAUGGCUGUAUAAAUUAUGAAGCUUUCGUGAAGUACAUCAUGGCAUCAUAAAAUAGCCAUUUGAGCCUUAAUGUGAUUUUGGUGCUACAUCACAAGACACAUAAAAAGCCAAUUGGAGUUAGAAAAAAAGUCAUUUUCUUCAUUGCUAAGCAAGUAUUUUGUCACCUUUUUGCCCACAGAAGGAAUCUACAUGUCUGUCAAAUCCACCUUGAGCAAUUUUCAUUUGCAUGUGUCAUGAAAGACAAAUUCAUAAAUGCUUCGUCUCAUUUUCUAAGUCUCUUCAAGCUGAUGCCUCUCUGUAUAUUUUUCAGAUUAUGGUGCAUGAAUACAUUUGUUUCAUUGUGU